This is a messenger RNA of Micromonas commoda, 1107 nucleotides long. RefSeq lists its product with no specific name. Bases 1 to 1107 code for a protein of 368 amino acids. The record is from RefSeq and is a predicted model, not a curated record. NCBI's taxonomy places the organism in Eukaryota, Viridiplantae, Chlorophyta, Mamiellophyceae, Mamiellales, Mamiellaceae. The transcript has a single exon. Gene Ontology annotation, biological process: retrograde vesicle-mediated transport, Golgi to endoplasmic reticulum. Gene Ontology annotation, cellular component: SNARE complex; endoplasmic reticulum. Gene Ontology annotation, molecular function: SNAP receptor activity.
AUGGCGUCCUUACCCCCCGACGCCGCGGAGCAGGUGCGCGUGAUGAAAGCGCUGGAGCGCGAUGUGCUCGCCGCCAUCGACCGCGUCGUCGUCGGCGGAGGAGGAGGCGCUCCGUCUACGUCGGGUUCCCAACGACGUCAGGGCAGGGAUCGGUGGGGCGACGACCCGGCGCACGCCGCCAGGACGGGGAUGGCCAGGCUGCGACGCGAGCUCGGCGAGCUGGAGGCCAUCGUGGAGGAGCAGGCGAGGCCCGCGGACAGAUCCGCCUGCCUCGAGGCGCUCGCGGAGAGGCGCGAGUCGCACGAUUCCAUCCGCCAGAUCCUCCGCGACGCGACCCUCCGUGCCGCCGACGCCGAGGCGAACGCCGCGACGUCAGCCUUGUCGGAGGGAGACGAACGGGACGAGCUCCUCGGCGACGCCGCGAACGGACGCGGGGGCGGGCCCGAUAAACCGACGGACGAGGCGGGCGUCGUGGGCCUCGCGGACGACGCCACCGCGGGGCUCCGAAGGGCGCGAGCGAUGAUGGCGGAGGAGCUGGACAAGGGACGGAGGACGCUCGCCGCGAUGGCCGAGUCCCGCGCGACGAUGAAGAGCACCGGGGACGAGUACGCCGGGGAUCAGGCCGCGGCGCUCGGCGUGGGCGGGAAACUUCUGAAGCAGCUGGAGAUACAGGCGGUGCGCGAGAGGUUGGUGCUGUGGGGCGGGUUCGCGGCGUUUGUGCUCGCCGCGCUCCACGUGGUGCUCAAACGGACGCCGCUGCUGGUCAGGUUCCACCCGCUGUGGUGGAUACGCAAGAAAGCCGCGACGAAGUUAAAGGAGGCCAAGGAGGCGGCGAAGCGCGCGGCGAGGGACGCCAAGGCUGCGAAGAGGAGCGGCCAAACGGGCAACGCGUACGGUGAAGCCGCGGCGACGCUAGCCGCGGGCAUGGCCGCGGGCAUGGCCGCGGGUAUGGCGGGAGACGACGCGACCGCCGCGGGUAUGGCGGACGUGGGCGCCGCGGAGGAGUACCUGGGAACAGCCGACGGGGAGUACGUUUCCGCGGACGGGAUUCCGGACGUCGAGGUUGGCGAGUACACGAAGCGGGACGUUCGCGGCGAGGAGCUGUGA